This is a messenger RNA of Aspergillus wentii DTO 134E9, 1074 nucleotides long. Its product is annotated as Rab geranylgeranyltransferase BET4. NCBI's taxonomy places the organism in Eukaryota, Fungi, Ascomycota, Eurotiomycetes, Eurotiales, Aspergillaceae. Bases 1 to 1074 code for a protein of 357 amino acids. The transcript is spliced from 4 exons. The record is from RefSeq and is a predicted model, not a curated record. Gene Ontology annotation, molecular function: Rab geranylgeranyltransferase activity. Gene Ontology annotation, cellular component: Rab-protein geranylgeranyltransferase complex; cytoplasm. Gene Ontology annotation, biological process: protein geranylgeranylation.
AUGGGCAGUCAUGGAAUUCCCCGCUAUAGCACUCAAGAGCCAACUCAGGAAGCUCGUCAACAGGAAGCCCGCAAGAUUGAAAAAUAUCGAAAAUUAGAUCGUGUAGUCGGGGAGGAGAUUGCGGCACAUAAAUAUACGCCCGAGACUCUACAGAAGAUAUCCGAUUUACUUACCAGCAACCCGGAAUAUUACACGGUGUGGAAUUACCGACGUCAAGUGUUGCGGUCUCAAUUUGCUCAAGCCACUUCAGGUAGCUCAGAUCAGCCUGCAGCUGAAAGGAUAACGGCCUUGAUCAAAAAUGAUCUGCUGUUCUUGAUCCCUCUUCUCAAAAGUUUUCCCAAGUGCUACUGGAUAUGGAAUUACCGUCUUUGGCUUUUAGAUGAAGCUGCACGCCUCCUUCCUCUGCCUCUUGCCCGUAGAGUGUGGCAGGAAGAACUAGCGCUUGUAGGUAAGAUGCUGAGCCUGGAUAGCAGAAACUUCCAUGGCUGGGGUUACAGACGCCUUGUUGUGGAGACCCUGGAGAAGAUUGCAUCUGAGGAGAAUGCGGGGGAAAGCAUGGCGCAGGACGAAUUCGAAUAUGCGAAGAAGAUGAUAAACGCCAAUCUUUCGAAUUUCUCCGCUUGGCACUAUCGAACCAAACUUAUCCAACGACUUUUAAGAGAGAGAUCCGCUGGGGAUGCGGAGCGAAAGAAAAUGCUUGAUGAUGAAUUGGCUCUCAUCCACCGUGCCUUGUGCGACCCAUACGACCAGUCAUUGUGGUUCUAUCAUCAGAACCUGAUGAGUACCUUUGAUCCAUCAGUUGCGGGCCAGACGAUGGCGCCCAACUUGACUAAUUCCGAACGGCUGGAGUAUAUUCGACAAGAGAUUGACGAAGUUCAGGAAAUGCUCGAUGGCGCAGAAGACUGCAAAUACAUUUACCAAGCACUGAUUGACUGCACGCUGCUGGCAUCUAAGGUGCAAGGCACCAUGCCAAGCGGAGAUAAGGAGAAUAUUCUGAGCUGGCUCUCAGAAUUGAAGAAAAUGGAUCCGCUGCGACGUGGACGAUGGCUGGAUUUUGAGAAGUCGCUUGAGUGA